This is a messenger RNA of Clarias gariepinus (North African catfish), 3066 nucleotides long. It is a transcript of the gene ankrd40, whose product is annotated as ankyrin repeat domain 40. Gene Ontology annotation, molecular function: protein binding. NCBI's taxonomy places the organism in Eukaryota, Metazoa, Chordata, Actinopteri, Siluriformes, Clariidae. The transcript is spliced from 5 exons. The record is from RefSeq and is a predicted model, not a curated record. Bases 328 to 1479 code for a protein of 383 amino acids.
UUUCCACCGAUAGAGGACUUCUCUAGUCGGCGAAGCGGGGCUUUUUCAUUUCAGCUGUCGGGAAUAAAUUUAUAUAGUUAUUGUUAGACCUAGGUUUAAAGAUUGGGUUAUUUUAAAGCAUUCAUAAAACAUAUUUUAGGAUUUCUUUAGCAUUAUUGCUAUCCGCUAGCCAUAAACAACAACAACAACAACGCCAACACCAGCGCUGGUGACUGGAUGCCGGCGAGCCUCGAGUUUGUUUGCUAUUUCGGAAUAAAACCUUCUGUACUGAGGGACUUCAGACUGUUCGUAUGAAAAUCAAGUGCUGAUUGAUUGAGGAGCUGAACGAUGUCCACGCUGUCUUUAGAUAAAGAACUGCAGGAGCGCUUAAGAGAAGCGAGUGCUAUUGGAGACCUUGACGAAGUGCGGACUCUAGUCGAGAGCGGAGUGAACAUCAACUCUCAGAAUGAAAUCAAUGGAUGGACGUGUUUACACUGGGCGUGCAAGAGAAACCACAAACACAUAGUGGCAUAUCUUCUGAAUUCUGGGGCAGACAAAGAAAUUCUCACCUCUAAAGAGGAGUUAGCCGUUCAGUUGACAUCCAAACCUGAGAUCAGAAGACUGCUUGGAGUGGAGGAAGAGGAGAGUGAUCUCGAAGUAAAGGAAGCAGAGCUGCCGAUUAUUCCAAACUAUCUCUCUAACACAUCCUUCUUGUUUUGCAAAACGGAUAAAAACGACCUAAGUGCAACACGACACGUUUCCCAGAAUGGCACCAGUGAACAUUUGGAGGGUGUUGUCUCAGAGCCGGCCACUUUAUCCCCCAUACAGCAACAACAACAACAACAGCAGCGCAUGUACACAGAUGGCCAGAGCCAACCGCCGUUGUCCUACGUUUCCAUGGUAGAGCCGAGCAGCAUUGUGCAAAACCAGGUGACUAAUGGGAGCGUCUCCCCGGAGGCGCAUCACAGCAACCAUAAUGAGUACGCUCACAAUCACAGCAUCGCCCAGAACAGCCCUGUUUGUCCCCCAUUACCUUCAGCAAGUGCAGGAUCAAACCCCACCAUCACCCGGCAGCAGUCUUUUCCUCAUCAGCUAAAUGGCUCUCAGACAGGGGGCUCUAUGCCUGCCUUCCAGCCUUUCUUCUUUACCAGCACCUUCCCUGUAAACGUGCGGGAACUUGUUUUGAAGGUGCGGAUCCAGAACCCACAUGCCAGAGAAAAUGAUUUCAUCGAGGUGGAGCUGGACAGACAGGAGCUGACGUACCGUGCGUUACUGCGGGUCUGCUGCCGUGAACUGGACAUUAGUGCAGAGCAUGUGGAGAAAAUUCGAAAGCUCCCCAACACUAUGCUUAGAAAGGACAAAGAUGUGGCUCGGCUUCAAGAUUUUCAGGAGUUGGAGGUGGUGUUGGAGAAGGCAGAGAGUUUGUCUUUGUUUUCUGGCCCAGGAGGGCUGAAUGACAGGCCCUGCUACAACAUGAAGGCCUCAAGGCUCACCUACUAGCUCCUGCCUUCAGACCCAGCACAAGGCGGACUAACCCAUCUGGGACUGUAGUUCAGAAUGCCUAAUUUAUCUCUAGGUUUUGUUUUUGCCAUUCUACAGACCAGAUGCCAUUCUCCCAUAUGCCUAUAAUUCACCCAUGCAUGUUCCCCAUAGCCAUUUAAACGAACGAUAAAGCCCUCCUCAUUAUUCUUGCAAUCCUUGUUAGUUUUGUCACAAAGUCUUUGGGUUAUUCAUCCUUCCUGGUUAUGACACCCUCUUUCACAAGUCAUUGUUUUUGAAUAUUCAAAAUGUUCUACCCUAGCUAUGGGCUGUAUAUCCAAAUCUGUCACCUCCCCUGCUGCUGUGUGAAGUUUUCAGAUCUGCCUCGCUGCUGUGUUUAAUAAAGCCACUGUGUGGUUUUUCACACAGCUCACAGGGACAGUUGUGACCUGUACCAGCACUUCUUAUUGUCAGUUCUGGUCAUUACCAUAUAUGCACUCCUAUUCCAAUACAGGCUAUUUUAAUUUGCACUGGCAAAGCACACAGCAAAUUCGCUUGAUUGCUAACAUCCUCUUUUAAGUGUGUUAGCUUUUCUUAGUUCCACUUGGGAAAGCCAUUGUAGUUUGAUGUACUUAAAUACAGCAGCUUCAGAAACUAUAAAUGAGGGGUGUUUUUCAAGUUCUGUGUAUGUGCGUUUGCCAGGUAAUCCCCUGUGCACUUUGAAAAAUCACCACAACUAGGAGGAACUUUUUGAAUACAUCAGUGGUGUUUUGGUGCCAUUGCUGCUCCUUCAGUCACUGCUAACCAAAAACUAGUAAAACUGUCAGUCAGAAAACUAUCCUCACAAUCUUGUAUCAAGGCUUAAUAUAAUUUUUCCUCCUGCACUGAAUAAUGUAGCAAAGAUCACUGUUAUGUUAAUUACAUUUUAGUUUUUAAAGGAAUGGAAGAUUAAAAAACAGGGUUUAAUGAAUGUGAGCUUCCACAAACACUUUUUUCCUUUAAAGUUUAAGAGAGUUAUAAAUGGGGCAACAUUAUUAUAAUGGAUAUUGUUCUCUGGACCUAACCGCAGCCCAGGCUUUAUAUUUAGGAAGCAGGAUUCUGCUGAUACUCGAUAACUGAAUGGUCUUGUAGUACUGCUCUAUGUACUAUGUUUUUUGUUUUUUAUAUAUAUAUAUAUAUAUAUAUAUAAAAUAAAUUUGACUGUAGAAAGGAGGUUUCAAGGCACACUACAGCUAAAAUGGAGCCAAGCAUUUGUCUUUGUCUGUCUGUCUAUCUGCCUGUCUAUGUAUCAGUUGUGUUCUGUAUGCUCAUAAAAAUGCUGACUAUUCACAAGGUGGUGAACGCUUGAUUAAGAAAGCUGCAAAGAUUCUGACUGAUGUAUGGCAUCAAAACCUUCUGUGGAAAACUCGCUGUACUAACUGAUCAUGUACAGGAAGACGAAUACAGUUUGACUUAACCUAUGCAUCCCCAGUCUGAUAUCGUAUGUGUUCUCUUUUCCGGUUUCUCUCACUCUCUCAUACACAUUUACUCUCAGAAAAUUAGAAUGUCAUGGAAAAAUGUAUUCUCUUUUCAUAUCUUAAUUUUAAAGGAUUAAACCCUAAUGUUUUA